AUGACGUCAUCACCUAAUCUGAUGAAUUCAGCGAUCGAGAUGUCAUCUUCUUCUGUUUCAUCAUCAUCAUCACCCAACACACAAUCACAAAAUGUGGCUCAAUCAUCGCCUUUGAAUCAAUCCCAGAUUCAUCACAGCAAUGACGAUGAUCAAAUGGCUCCUAGAAACUCAGUAACUGAUGGUUCAGCUGACAUGACGACAACGGCUUCAACACAAUCAAUACCAACACACGCGGGCGAAUCAACAACGCUAGGAAAAGUUGCCUACAGUCGGAGAAACAAUAGCAGUAGACUUUCAGAAGUGGCUCCACUGGUGGCUGCGUGUUCUCAUCUAUUACAGCCGAACGGAAGCAUAAGUGGGGAUCAAGUGGCUGACGCUAUCCUGCCAUACUUUCCUGAUUUGUGUAGUGCUUUGCCAGCCCAAUCUGGACAGGGUCAACAAUAUGCUCACGACGAAUCAAACGAUGAAGGAGAAACAUCUUUCUCUCCGUCGUCUCAUUCCAGCAGUCGCGUUCGUAUGCAGGCUCCGUUUGCCAAUCGACAGGGACUUUUGGGAUUGGAUGGUGUCAAGAGACCAUUGACUCAUGCGAGGAUUAGACAGUUCAUCUUACAGGAACUAGGACCUCAAUUGCAUCAAUUGGGAUACGGAAGAGGAAGUCGGAUAGCAUUGGUACUACCAAAUGGCCCCGAGCUAGCACUUGCCAUCUUGGGUGUGGCCCAUUGGGCAUCCUGCUUGCCUCUCAAUGCUAAUGGUGCACCAUCGGAACUCAAGAAGGAUUUGAAACUUGCAAAACCAUCGCUAAUUGUAGGAAUGAUAGAUGACGACAGUUCACGUUCCCUUCAGGAUAUGGCAAACGCGUUGAAGGUACCCUAUUGUGCACUUCAACCGAGUACAACCGAAGUUGGUGUUUUUCAUUUGAUUCCGGCUCAUCUCCUUACUUCAGGUGGAGGGAAUAAUCCAGCCAGCGGCAAGACAGGCCCAAACAACAAAAUGCCAAAAGAAGAAGGCCCCUAUGAUACCAUGACUUGCCCGGAAACAUGCAAAGGUGAAGAGAACGCUCAUGAAAUGGAUUCCAUGGAUUUCAUGUUCCCAAAUGAACACAGCGAUGAAGUUUUGGUUUUGUUUACUAGUGGCACAACUGGAAGCAAGAAAUUGGUGCCUCACAAACUGGGUGAUAUGCUCAUUGCCGCAGCCUGCAUUGCUGUCAGUUGGAACCUGUCUCCCCAGGACGUGAAUUGCAACCUAAUGCCUCUCUUUCAUGUUGGUGGGAUUGUCCGACAGGUGUUUGCGCCGAUCUUGAGUGCCGGAUCUGUUAUCUGCUGUUCUUCCUUCGACCCCUCAAUAUUUUGGCAAUUACUAUUACAACCUCAGCCGCAAGGCAGUCAACAACAGCAGAAACAACAACACGGGCUGCAAGUGAAUACUGUCUUUUCUUGGUAUUAUGCGGCGCCUACAAUGCAUCAAGUCAUCAUCGACAGUAUGCCGGCUGCAUUGAAAGCUGCCACCAAAUCCACAGGAUCUACUCCAAAACCGAAACUUAGAAUGAUUGCCAAUGCCGCGGGAGGGCUCUUGCCUUCGCUAGCCGAAGAACUUCGAGAAGCAUUCAAUGGUGCUAAUAUAUUGCCUAGUUAUGGCAUGACAGAGUGUAUGCCCAUUUCGUCCCCACCUCAUAACUAUCAAUUGACCAAACCUGGAACAUCUGGAGUGGCAGUUGGCCCACAAAUUACAAUCUUUAAUUCCAACUUUGAAAUUUUACCACCGGGGAAGGAAGGGAGGAUUUGCGUUAGAGGUAGACCUUGCUUCCACGGAUAUGGUGGAGUGGCGCCAGAGGAAACUUUCCUAGAGGGAGGCUGGUUCAAUACUGGCGAUCUUGGAUACAUGGAUGCUGAUGGAUACAUUUACAUUACUGGUCGUUCCAAGGAGGUCAUCAACCGAGGUGGCGAGAUCAUUAGUCCCAUGGAAGUAGAAGAGGAAGUUAGCUCGCACCCGUCUGUCAUUCGAUGUGCUGCAUUCUCAGCACCCCAUGAUGUGCUGCAAGAAGUGGUUGGGAUCGUAAUUGUCACAACCCCAAACGUCCCCAGGUUAGACCUGCCAACACUUCACGACUUUUUGGAAUCUCGAUUAGCAACUGCGAAAUGGCCCCAAGUGUUGGUAUUCAUGGAUGCGUUACCGAAAUCGCAUACCAACAAGUUGUUGAGGGUCAAGCUAGGCCAGAGGCUGAAUUUACCCCAGAUGAACGAUGGGAUGUUUCCAGUGGAACGUACGUUCGAUGCUACUUGUCCCCCUCAGGGUACUCCCGUCGGCGUUUCCAUACCUUGCAAGCCUGUGGCGAUUGAACCGGAGCAAGUCCAGCAAGUAUUGCGGGAGAUAUUCGGGCUGCAUGAUGGGGCUCAUAGUCGAGGUGCCCAACUAGUUGCAACGCACCACCCGAGCCGAUACGGAUCUCUGAUUGUGCAUGUCACAAAUCUUGAUAGGCACGAAAUUAUUCAAUCUGCAAAGGAAGCUUUGGAUGCGUACCAGCAACCCUCGCACGUUUGUAUACAUGCUGACAGCUCUAUUCAAUUGACUGCGGAAAGUUGCGCUGCGAUCAUUCCUCAAUCCAUGGAUGCAGUGGGUUAUGUCCAAGGUAAUAUGAAUGGAGACUCGAACCAAGAGGACCCAAUGGUACAUGAGCUUCAAAGAAUGAUGCAAGAACUUAUCGACUUAGAUUGUUUGCCGUCACCGGAUACCUCAUUCUUUCAACUUGGUGGGACCUCUCUUCUUGCUUCUCAAUUUGCCAGUCGAAUACGGAAGACAUACAAGAUUUCAUUUAGUGGGGCUGAUGUGUUUCGACACAACACUUGUUUCGCCAUCACCAGCAAAAUCAAAUCUAAAACAAGCACGAAUCCGUCAGACAUUGGAAAUAGGCUAACCGGCACGAAUGGAAGCAUUUCUGCCAAGAACACUGGUGCUGGCGGGGACAGAGUGGCCGAUCUACAAGGGGUGCAGUUUGACGCAACCCGAUUGGAACCGAAGAGCGAAUGGCUUGCAGCACCCUUCCAGCUUCUGCCUGGUUUUCUGGUCUUCCCAAUAUGGCAACUGACGCGAUUUUUCCUCUUGUUCAUGAGUCUCCUAGAAGUUCUUCAUCGAAUUCCCUGGGAACGAAACUUUUUGAAGUUGGUUGCGACUGUUGUUGUAUAUUAUGUUAUUUGGAACCUCGUGGCUCCACUAGGCUUUGUGAUCAUCAAGUGGCUUGUGAUUGGAAAAUAUAAGAAAGGGAGGCAUGCAUUAUAUAGUUACUACUAUCUGCGAUGGUGGUUUGUCGAUGUGUGCCGGAAAAUUUUUGGCACCGGUCUUUGGGGCUCCAACACUGCAAUGUUGGUCGCCUAUUAUCGAAUGCUGGGUGCAAACAUCUCGUGGGACGUGCGAUUGAACUUGUCAGCCGAAAUUGCAGAAUAUGACCUCGUGACAAUUGAACCUGACGCGUCCAUCGAAGAUGCGACGAUACGUGGAUUUGGUGCUGACAAUGGUGCCAUGAUUCUCGGUCCUGUGGCCAUUGGGAAGUCCUCUAGCGUUGGUAUUCGAUCUGUGGUAGCGCCAUACACUAAAAUACCGGAUGGAAAACACGUUGGCCCGGGGACGUCGAGCUAUGAGAUUGGGGAUGAGGAACUUUUGCACUACAAUCGACAUGCUGUGCGUGAACCAAGUUUCUUGAUGCAAGCUUUGGUGUGUACUCCCGUCACAAUUCUUGUGGAUAGCAUCGCUUUACUACCUGCAUUAUAUGUGCUGUAUAAGAUGAUAUUGAUGCACCGAAAUCAACACGGUGAUGGUGACUUUAGUUUCUCAACGAUUGGGGACUUGCUGGAAUGGCUUUGUGAACCAGCCCGUAUUCCAUAUUAUUUGGGGAUUCGGAUCGUUCGAGCAACGAUAUCACCGCCACUUUACAUAAUGGGUUCUCUGUUUGUAAAGUGGACAAUUAUUGGUCCGUUUGUGCCAGGGCCUCGCGACACCUCCUCGGAUUGGGAGCUCACUCGUCACUGGUUGGCGGCCACACUUUUCUCUCAAGAAAACGUUCAGGCUGUCACCGAUCUGCUAGGACGGCACUACGAAUUGACGUCGUCCUUUUAUCGAUUACUAGGAGCAAGAAUUGGUCUGCGGGUUUUCUGGCCGGGACAUCAACCAAUUACAUCUGGGGAAUAUGAUUUGUUGGAGAUCGGAGAUGACGUUGUGUUUGGUUCCCGAACUGUCAUUUGCAUGAGCACUACCAAGAGGUGCGAGAAAGUUAUAUUUUGCGCUGGUGCAAACAUUUCCGACAAUGCUAUUGUUUUGCCAGGCUCCAUCAUUGGGAAGAAUGCUGUGAUAGGAUCCAAUACUGUCUGUCCAGCAUAUCGAUACAUUCCACCCUCAAGUACUUGGGUCGGUUCCAAGAAAGGCCAGCCCAUACCAUUGAAUUCAGUCUCAUUCGACGGCGACGAAGUUGCAUACUCCAAAGAUGUGAAAGCGUCGGAGUUGGAAAUGAUUGGCGACGGGAGCACAAUACGCCCAUUUGGGCGAGCCCUUGGUUUACGUGAGGCCAAAUAUUUUGUGUUUCCUGGAUGGAUGAUGUCGUUUUUCAGCAUUAUUGCGGAAGCCCUUUCAGCAUGCUUUCACUCUCUACCACUACUUGGAACAAGUUUUCUUACUGCAGCCAUUAUAUAUGGCUGGAGGCCGUCCGAAAGAGAUUAUUCCAUCGGCGUUGCCCGGGUGGACGUAUACAUUACCAUGCUUGUCAUCUUUUGCGGACUUCACUUUUUACGCGUCUUGUUGACGUUGAUAUUUGAAGUAGUCGCGAAAUGGGCUCUUCUCGGUCAGCGCCAGAUGGGUCGAUAUAAUUGGGAUGAAUCGACUUACAAUCAGCGAUGGGAGUUCUACCAAGUCAUCAGCCGGAUUAAGAGAGUCCAUCGAUUAUCGUGCUUGGAUUUCUUUUCGGGCAGUAUUUUCAUGGAUUGGUACACUCGUGCCUUGGGGGGAUCUGUUGGGACGAAGUGUUGUUUGUACCCCACUGGGUGCGAUCCGUUUAUGCCAGAACCUGACCUAGUAGUGAUUGGAGAUCGCGUCGUCAUUGACACAGCUGCAAUCGUGUGUCACUUGAAUACGAGAGGUAACUUUGAACUCGUGCCAAUCAAAGUGGACGCGCAAUCCACCGUUAGAUCGAGGUGUCGUGUCCAGCAAGGUGCGCACAUGGAAGCUGGAUCAAUGCUUUUGGAGAAAAGUUUGGCCUUGACAGGAGAGGUAAUCGAGGCGGAUACUAUUUGGCAGGGUGCUCCUGCCACGCGGAUAUCGGAAUAUCAUUUGGGCUCGGGACUACUUCCAUCAGUAUCUUUUGGAAAGGACCAUCAUGUGGGUGCUAGAGGUAGCAAGGACGAUGACAAGGUCAAUUUGGAGGAAACCAAGCAUUAUUUUGAGCUUGUUUAA
Molecule: messenger RNA, 5433 nt
Organism: Cylindrotheca closterium
Lineage: Eukaryota; Bacillariophyta; Bacillariophyceae; Bacillariales; Bacillariaceae
Source: the annotation of a GenBank genome assembly